CUCCUCAGCCUCGUCGCCACGGCCCAAGCCCACAUGGAAGUCUCAUGGCCCCCCGUCUUCCGCUCAAAGUACAACCCCCGAGUGCCCGGCAACCUCAUCAACUACGACAUGACGUCGCCCCUCAACGCCGACGGCUCCAACUACCCCUGCAAGGGCUACCAGGUCGACGUCGGCAGGCCCGAGGGCGCCCCCGGCGUCACCUGGCGCGCCGGCGGCACGUACAACCUCACCGUCGCCGGCUCGGCCACCCACAGCGGCGGCAGCUGCCAGGCCUCGCUGUCCUACGACCGGGGCCGGACCUGGGUCGUCGUCCACUCCUGGAUCGGCGGAUGCCCCCUGACGCCCACCUGGGACUUUACCCUGCCCAACGACACUCCCCCCGGCGAGGCCCUCUUUGCCUGGACCUGGUUCAACAGGAUCGGCAACCGGGAGAUGUACAUGAACUGCGGAGCCGUCACCAUCCGGCCCUCGGGGCGUGCUGCUCGCAGCCCUGCUGAUUCGAUUUACAACCGCCCUGCGCAGUUUGUUGCCAACGUCAACAAUGGCUGCGCUACUCUCGAGGGCGCCGAUGUUCUCUUUCCUAGUCCUGGUCCUGAUACCGACUUUGAUUCUGAUCGCACUGCUGCCCCUGUUGGCAAGUGCGGUGCUUCG
Trichoderma reesei QM6a is the source of this 651-nucleotide messenger RNA. RefSeq lists its product as uncharacterized. The annotation marks the transcript as partial. The record is from RefSeq and is a predicted model, not a curated record. Lineage: Eukaryota; Fungi; Ascomycota; Sordariomycetes; Hypocreales; Hypocreaceae. The transcript has a single exon.